GACGUAUUAGAGGUUAAAGGUAACGAUGCUCGUGAGCGUCGCUGCUGGCCAGAACGUUAGCACCGAAUAUUCGGGCUACGUUAAACGCCGUGCGGCUGUUUAACUUGUUGUUUGCUUGGAAGAAGUAGCAACAUCCUGCCUGCCGCGCCUGUCAGCUUCGGCCUCCCGAUGCCGAACACGUCUGACGGCCCAAAGCUCGCCGGUUCCGAAGAACCGUCAUCGGUGCAGAGCGCCACAGACGGUGGAGUGGAUCACGGGCUGAUGAGCUCGUUCAGCAGGGACGCGAGUCGGGUGAGGCGGGCCUCCAGUGCGGAGCUCCACCUGCCCUGGACCUGCCCGGUGACCCACUCCCGCGAGAAGUUCUACACGGUGUGUUCAGACUAUGCCCUUCUGAACCAGGCCGCUUCCGUGUACCGGCCUCCGAACAUGGUCCCCAAAAAGCAGCACGACGACAGCCUUCAGCCUCCCGGUGUCCAGGGACCACCGGGGGACGUGGAGGAGGGGAACCAGAGUCACUGUAAGCCCAUUCUGGCCUGGGAGAUUGACACCACGGACUUCCAUGCUGUAUACACGCGGAAAGUCAGAGCCAGUAAUGUGAAGAAAAGCAGCAGCAAGAAGCUCAAGUCUUCAGACAGACCGAGUCGGAAUUUACAGGAGGGGAUUUCUUUCUCGUCCCUGGAGGAGAUCAAGCAGAGGAAGGUCCUUGAUCUGAGGAGAUGGUACUGCAUCAGUCGGCCGCAGUACAAGACGUCCUGCGGAAUCUCCUCGCUGGUUUCUUGCUGGAACUUCUUAUACAGCACGCUGGGAGCUGGGAGUCUUCCACCCAUCUCCCAAGAGGAGGCGCUUCAUAUUCUUGGAUUCCAGCCGCCUUUUGACGACAUCAAGUUUGGUCCCUUCACCGGCAAUGACACCCUGAUGCGGUGGUUCAGACAACUCAACGACAACUUCCGUGUGCGAGGCUGCUCCUACAUCCUGUACAAGCCACAUGGCAAACACAAGACAGCUGGAGAAACAGCUGAAGGAGCCUUGAUGAAGAUGACUCAAGGACUGAAAGAUGAGUCUAUGGCCUACAUUUACCAUUGCCAGAAUCACUACUUCUGCCCAGUGGGCUUUGAGGCCACGCCCCUUAAAGCAGCUAAGGCAUACAGGGGCUCUACAGCACAGUAUGACAUGGAAUACUGGAUCUUGAUAGGUGAACCCAGUAGGAAGCAUCCAGCUAUUCAUUGUAAAAAGUGGCUUGACAUUGUGACGGACCUGAACACACAGAACCCAGAGUACCUGGAUAUCCGUCACACUGAGCGAGGCAUUCAGAAGCGCAAGACCAAAAAGGUUGGGGGAAACCUACACUGCAUCAUGGCAUUCCAAAGGGUGAACUGGCAGAAGCUUGGCCCGUGGGCACUUAACCUGGAGAACCUGAGGCAUGACUUCCACCACUCUACGGCCGAGCUGGCUCAAGGGAGUGGGGCUGGAGAGUCUGAGGGAAAAGCAUCUGACAGGCGCCUGGCCAACCUGGGACGAUCUCAGAGCAUGGGCAGUCAGCAAGACUCCAGCUGGAAACAUCUGUCCAACACUGGCGACUACAGACAGAGGAGCUCACCGGACAGCGACAUGGAGGAGGAAAUCGGCGACUGAACUGCACCAAGUGUGAGUGACCGAUUACAGUGGUGGGUUUACUGCUGCACUUACAGCUGCGCUCCCUUUGUUUAUAAGACAGAAUGGACUUGUACUGGGAUGUGGAUCUCUGAUCUAGAUCAGUUUUGUUGCUCACAGGUUAGAUAUUCCUCAGAGGUUGACAUGCACUUCACUGGUUGAUCACAUCAAUCAUCUACACUAGCACUGGAUUAAGCUGUUACAAUGGUCUCUUAAAGAGCAGUUAAUAUUUAAAGGUAAGUCCACUAACUCUCUGGCAUCUGCUAACCUGAAUCCCCAACUGUUGCCCUGAUCUGAUUCAGUGGUGGUCGAGUCAAUAUUGUAAAGAGGUAGUGUCAACAGCACAUUCAAAGUUACACAUCCUAUCUUUAAUAUUUGUAUGUUCAGGAACUGAACAUGUUGCGGUGGCACUUGUUUUUUCACAGUCAGUCACCAUGGCUGCUCUGAGUCUGCUGCAAGAAGCCACACACCAGCCAGGUUUUACCAAGCACAUAUCUCAUCACCUGAUGGGUCAUUACAUACAGAUCCAUGUGGCCAUAUGUCAGGUACAAGGCAAAGUUGAGAGGCAGAAUUUUGUUUUGAAGUUAUCCAAAGAGACCGAUGAACUUGUAUACAAGGACAUGAUCUGAAGGUAUGUUUGUCUGUGGUGCAACACCACUCCUUACAGGGAUCUGACCAGUGACAGGCUACACAGUGAACUGGUCAAACAACCUAAAGCCACUAGGUAGCAUGGAGACAAGUUGAACCCAUGGGGAAGAAAGUCUCUCUUUUCACUGUAGGUUUUGGUCGAGUAAAAAAAAGAGCGGUUUGAUUCGAAUGGUGUUACUGACAAGGAGAUUUGCCAACCCAGUCAUGUAAAUAACAAAAGUUAUCCGCUACAUUUCAACAAUCUUGCUUCGAAGGUGGUAAGCUCAGACUUGACUGUUGUACUCGCAGGCUUUUAUGUACCGUCUGGUUGAAGCCCCUGCAACAGCUGCAGGAAAUAUGGUGAUGUUUGUGCCGCAGGUUCCUGUGUUAUGUUCUGUGAAAAUCCCCUGUCAAAGUGUUGUAAGCCAUUGUUUGGUUGAACGCCGUGCAGGAGCACAGAAACAAAGUGGCAGAUUCCAUCUAUUCUGUUUGUUCACUCACUUGUGUUUGCAUCAGCGCCGUGCCAUUUUCCCAUUGACACUGUGUCUGUCGGUACUUGAAGUAGUGGUUUAUUUAUUUGUCUAUAAAUAAAUUAUUUGUACUCAAUUCUUUAUUUGCG
This is a messenger RNA of Synchiropus splendidus (mandarinfish), 2896 nucleotides long. Its product is annotated as basic immunoglobulin-like variable motif-containing protein. NCBI's taxonomy places the organism in Eukaryota, Metazoa, Chordata, Actinopteri, Syngnathiformes, Callionymidae. Gene Ontology annotation, molecular function: DNA endonuclease activity; single-stranded DNA binding. The record is from RefSeq and is a predicted model, not a curated record. Gene Ontology annotation, biological process: nucleotide-excision repair. Bases 169 to 1632 code for a protein of 487 amino acids. The transcript has 9 exons. Gene Ontology annotation, cellular component: nucleus.